Messenger RNA from Plasmodium falciparum 3D7, 2604 nucleotides. It is a transcript of the gene COG6, whose product is annotated as putative conserved oligomeric Golgi complex subunit 6. Gene Ontology annotation, biological process: intra-Golgi vesicle-mediated transport. NCBI's taxonomy places the organism in Eukaryota, Apicomplexa, Aconoidasida, Haemosporida, Plasmodiidae. Gene Ontology annotation, cellular component: COG complex. The record is from RefSeq and is a predicted model, not a curated record.
AUGGAUUUGGAGAAUGAUAAUAAUCAUGGUUUUUCAUUAGAUUAUGAUUUAUUACAUAAACAGUUAGAAGAACUUCCUUAUUACAAGAAAGAAUUUAACAAAUAUGAUGUGUUUUGUUUUAAGGAAGAAAAGGAACUGAGUGAAUUACUUGCUUAUGAAAAUGAAAUUAAGAAAUCAUGUAAUUACUUUACCCAUUUCGAAAACAUUCAUAAGAAUAUCAAAAGAAUAUAUGAAUUAGACGAGGAUACAAAAGAGAAAAUAUUAGAAACAAAUGAAAUGACUCAUGAAAUACUAGAUGAGAUACACAAGCUAAAGAAAGUACAAUAUGAUAUUAGAGUAAAAGAAAAGAUGUAUAAUAAAAUUUUAGAAGAAUAUAGUUUAAGUCCUUUAAGUUAUAGUAAUUUAACAGAUUUGAAGAUAUCAUUAAAUAUUGAAUUCUUUGAACAUCUAAAACAAUUUGAAUAUACAAAAGAAAAUAUUAUAAAAUUAUUAAAUGAAGAUGGUUCCGAAAAUUUAAGUAAAUUUUAUUCUAAACAUUAUAAUAAAAUAAUGAUUAUAGCUUGUAGGAAGAUUUCUAUAUACAUAAUAAAAGAAAAUAAUAAUUUCUAUCGAAGAAAUAAUAAAAUACUUAAUUUAUUAUUUUGUAAUAUAAAUGAAGAAUUUGUUAAACGAGAAGAAAUCAUACUAUCUUAUAUCCAAAAUUUAUUACCUAUAACAAAAUUGUCUUAUAAAAUUAUUAUUGAAAAUAUAGAAUAUUUCAAUUUAUGUUUAAAUAAUUUUCUUAAUUUAAGAAAAAAAUAUUUAAAAAUUAAUUAUCAAAAUUAUAUGUCAAAUAAUUGUAAAUUUAUUAAUAAGGAAAACUCUAUAGAUAUAGAACCAAGGCAAAAACAUGAUUUUAUUAAAAUGUUUAAAAACUUUUUUUUAGUUUUAUAUUAUUUUAUUGUAUUAGAAGAUAACUUUUUAAAGAUAUUUUUUUCAUUUAAUUUUUAUUUUACGAAUGAUAUUAUACCAUAUAUAUCAGCAAAUAUAGAGAAUGUUCAUAAUAAUUUAUAUAAUAUAAUAGAUACAUUAUUUAUACCAUAUAAAUAUUUUUUAGAUACGAAUUUAAAUAUAUAUGCAAAAAGUUAUGAAUCAUGUUAUGAGCUCUUUCAUAUUUUAAAUAUAUUUAUUCUUAAAUUAAAGCAAUUUCAAAAUAUUUAUGAAAUUAAUGAUAUAAUAAAAAAUAUUAUCAUAAAAUAUGCACAACGUAAUAAUGAUACCUAUAAUACAUUAAUAUACUAUAAUUUGUCAAAGAGUAAAUUGUAUUUACCAAGUAAAAUAUAUAACAAUAAUAAUAAUAAUAUAAAAGAGGAAGAUAUCAAAAUGGAUACGAAUAAAAUGAAGGAAAAUCGUAUCAACAAUAUUUCUGAUAAUAAUUUGAAUGGAACUUAUCCAAAUAUAAGAGAAGUGAAAAAUAAUUAUCAAUUGGAUAAAAAUAUGGAGGAAUUAGAUAUCAAUAAAAUGAAUACAAAACAAAAAACACAAGAUGGACAAAUAUCUCAAGUAGGUAUAGAAUCAUCUUAUAUGAAUAAAGAAAGUAAUCAAUUUAUAGAAGAUAAACUAAUAAAUGUAACAAAAAAUAAUUUAUAUAAUGAAAAAUAUAUUGGUAAUACUAAUGAUAAACCUACCUUGGAUGUGAAAGAUGGUGAUCAUGUUGAAUUUUAUAACAAACCUAAUGAAGACAAUGUAUCUGAAAAAAACGAAGAAAAAUAUGACAAAAUUAAUGAAAAACAGAAGGAAAAUAUUCAAUUACGUAAUAAUGAUAAAAAUAAAUCUAAUUAUUAUGUAGAUAGUAUAAAUGAGAAAUAUAAUUGUAAAUUAUUAAAUUAUACAUUAAAAAUACAAAAAAAUAUAGAGAAUGAAUUUAUAUCUAUAUGGCAACGUGAUGUUGUAAGUUUUUAUCUAAACAAAAUUACCAAAAAAGAAAAUUCUAAUAAUUUUGAAGAUACCUUAUUUUAUAUAAAGAAAAUAUUAAAUUCUUUAAAAAAUGUAUAUUCAAUAUAUAAAAUGUAUGCAUUAUAUGCAAAAGAUAUGAAAGAACAAAAUUUCCAAAAUGUUCUUGAUAUAACUAUAAAUCCAUUAAUAAAUAAUUGUUUAAAAAACCAAAAUUCAGUUGUUCAUAAUCAUUAUGUAUUUAUUGUAAAUAUUUUUACAUUUAUACAAGAUAGUAUAAAAAAUUUAGAGGGAGCAUCUAAAUAUUGUGAACUACUAACAAUUAUCACAGAUGAAAAUAUAAACAAACUUUUCAAAAUGGAAUUAGAAAAUUUAAAAAUAAAAUUAGAACUAGACAAAUUAGAAAAGAUGAAUCAAGACAAUCUUAAACAAGAUACAGAAGAAUUAAAAGCAUUUGUAGACAAUUUUUACAAAUUUGUUUUUUCGGAAAAACAUAAUAUUUUCCUUACAAUUCAUAAAAUAGUAUCUGACAUUAUAAAGGAUAAUAUAAAAAAUAACUUGUUCGAAUAUAUACAUAAAGAAUAUAUAAUCCUUUAUAACAAAUAUUCUAGUAAGUUCAAAUUUACUUAUACCCCUGAACAAAUAAAAUGUAUACUAUAUGAAAAAUGUUAA